CCGGCGGGCGCGGGGAGCGGGGCGCAGGGCGCGGGGCGCGGGCGGCGCUCGCCUCCGCCAAGCCGCCCCCUGGCCGCGGCCGCCGCGCGUCGCCCGGCCGGAGUGCGACGCGGCAGCCCGAAUCCAGACACCGGUCCCGAGCGCCCCGCGGGCGGGCGGGCGGCUGUGGACGCCCGGCCGGCAGCAUGGAUUCGGAUUCCGGGGAGCAGAGCGAGGGCGAGCCCGGGACCGCCGCAGGUCCUGAUGUUUUUAGUUCAAAGAACCUUGCCCUUCAAGCCCAGAAGAAGAUUCUGAGCAAAAUAGCCAGCAAAACUGUGGCCAACAUGCUAAUUGAUGACACCAGCAGCGAGAUCUUUGAUGAGCUCUACAAAGUCACCAAAGAGCACACACACGACAAGAAGGAAGCCCACAAGAUCAUGAAAGACUUAAUCAAGGUGGCGAUCAAAAUUGGGAUCCUCUACCGGAACAACCAGUUCAGCCAGGAGGAGGUUGUUAUCGUGGAGAAGUUCAGGAAGAAGCUGAACCAGACCGCCAUGACCAUCGUCAGCUUCUAUGAGGUGGAAUACACCUUCGAUAGAAACGUGCUCUCCAAGCUCCUACACGAGUGCAAGGACCUGGUGCAUGAACUGGUACAGCGACACCUGACGCCCAGGACCCAUGGGCGCAUCAACCAUGUCUUCAACCACUUUGCUGAUGUGGAGUUCCUCUCCGCCCUUUAUAGCCUGGAUGGAGACUGCAGGUCCAACCUCAAGAGGAUUUGUGAAGGAAUCAAUAAAUUGCUAGAUGAGAAAGUCCUCUGAAUGCCUUCCCUCCUCCUGGACUUGGCUGCCUUCAUGUCACAGCACCCAGCGUGUUCCAGGUGAGAAUCAGGAAAACAAGAAGAAACCCUUGUCAAAGAUGCCCGUGUUCUGUCCUCUUCAUUCCUCUGAUGUUGAUGCUACAUUGAGCUCAGGUGUGUUUAUACCCUGAGCUCUUCUGAGGUCUUAAAGUCUUAAAAUCUCCUUCGUUUGCAAGCCCAAAGGCAUCUCAUCUAAGCAGAAAAGCUGCCCUGCUCAUCAAGGUGGGCCCAGUUCAUCUAGUGGAGUGGAAGGAGCCCUGGACUGGGGUCAGAUGACAUGGAUUUGGUUCCCAGCUCCAUCAGUUAUGAUUUUGUCCUCUGGAUCCUGGAACCAUCAUGCCCAUCUGCCUAUCCCCCAGGGCUGCUGAGAGGAUCAAAUGAGACUAUGUUCAUGCUUUUAAAAACUCUAAUAAAAGGUCUUACUAGUUUCUUUUUUGGCAUGUAGCAGUGAUCAACCUGGAUCUAGACUAUUAAGCAGCAGAGAAAAGAACAGUAGUUUCUAAUGGGCUGGGUUUGCAAUCUGUCUCUAGAUGUGCCAUUUCAAACAAAAUAAAAAUGAAUCCAAAGGUGUGACAAAGUAUAGCUGCAAAUUGGAAAAAUGUUUUUCAAGAGUUGUGUUUUUUAGGUCUCAGAUGUGCAGGUUUAUGGUCCUACAGAGGGAAACUUUCUGAGGGGGGCAGAGUGGAGAGAGAGUUUCCCACGCAUCAUGCAGAGACAGAGAAGAACUGUGCUCCCCCUGCCCCUGCAGGAUCUGCCUUCCUCCAUCUGAGGGGCACCAUCCGUGAGGCACAGGGAAGGUUUAUCCCGGCAUGCACAGGAGAGUUGGGCAGAAUGAACCCCUACCUGUCUUUCUUGUUUUAUCGCAGUCAUUUUGUGCUGUUUUCUCUGGUUUGUUAAUAAAUUGAAACUACC
This is a messenger RNA of Hippopotamus amphibius kiboko, 1750 nucleotides long. RefSeq names its product TNF alpha induced protein 8 like 3 (gene TNFAIP8L3). Gene Ontology annotation, biological process: regulation of apoptotic process. Gene Ontology annotation, cellular component: cytoplasm. Bases 186 to 800 code for a protein of 204 amino acids. The record is from RefSeq and is a predicted model, not a curated record. The transcript is spliced from 2 exons. Lineage: Eukaryota; Metazoa; Chordata; Mammalia; Artiodactyla; Hippopotamidae.